AUGGACAAUAUUCUUGACAGUAUUCCCAUUAUCGAACAAGUUGCAGGCUUGGACGUCCCUAGCCAUUCUGAAUCUGAUUCUGAACUGAAUACUCUGCUCCUGCUGCAGAAAAGACAUAAAGUUCUUUCAACGUGGGACAUAAAAGACAUAAUGAAGUGGCUGAAGGAGGAGAAUUGGGAAUGA
Molecule: messenger RNA, 183 nt
Organism: Dovyalis caffra
Lineage: Eukaryota; Viridiplantae; Streptophyta; Magnoliopsida; Malpighiales; Salicaceae
Source: the annotation of a GenBank genome assembly